Messenger RNA from Xiphophorus hellerii (green swordtail), 774 nucleotides. It is a transcript of the gene pmvk, whose product is annotated as phosphomevalonate kinase. The transcript has 5 exons. Gene Ontology annotation, biological process: isopentenyl diphosphate biosynthetic process, mevalonate pathway; cholesterol biosynthetic process. NCBI's taxonomy places the organism in Eukaryota, Metazoa, Chordata, Actinopteri, Cyprinodontiformes, Poeciliidae. Bases 144 to 752 code for a protein of 202 amino acids. Gene Ontology annotation, cellular component: cytoplasm. The record is from RefSeq and is a predicted model, not a curated record. Gene Ontology annotation, molecular function: phosphomevalonate kinase activity.
UCACGUGGUUCGAACAGCUCCGUCCCCUGUUCCAGCAGAACCUCCUGGUCCACUUGGAUCCUGAUGUGAAGAGCUUCACGGUGCGGUCCCGGUUCUGGUCCGGUCCAACAACGGAACCAACAGCGUCUCAGGUGGACUGACAGAUGGAGAAUCGACCCGAACUGGUUCUGGUCUUCAGCGGAAAGCGGAAGUCCGGGAAAGAUUAUAUAACGGACGUGAUCCAGGAACGUCUUGGCCCGGAGGUUUGCGCCGUGCUGCGUCUGUCCGGUCCUCUGAAGCAGCAGUACGCUCAGGAGCGUGGCCUGGACCUGGACCGGCUGCUAGGUUCCGGACCGUACAAGGAGCGGUACCGGGCCGAUAUGAUCCGCUGGGGGGAGGACCGCCGGAACCAGGACCCGGGCUUCUUCUGUUGCCUAGCAACCAGAGGAGCCCAGCAACCUGUGUGGGUGGUGAGCGAUGCCAGGCGGCAGUCGGACCUGCAGUGGUUCCGGUCCGAGUUUCCCAGUCAGACCCGCAGCGUCAGAGUCCAGUGCUCAGAGGAGACCCGGGGACGGAGGGGGUGGAGCUUCACGCCAGGUGUGGACGAUGCCGAGUCGGAGUGCGGGCUGGACCGCGGCGUGAAGUUUGAUUGGAUCAUCAGGAACGAGGCCGACGCCCCCUCCCUGGACCAGCAGCUGCAGCCCAUCCUGAGGGCGGCGCAGGAAGCGGCGGCGGCAGCGCAGGAAGCGGCGGUGCUCCGACAUGAUCAAUAAAGUUAUUAUUGAUUAGCUUCAA